AUGAUUAUUUAUAUGAUUCAAAUAUAAUUUCCACAACUUAAUAAUCAUAUUUAUGAAGAUGAAAAUCCAGACUAUGCAAAACCCAUGCAAUUCUAUAUAUCUGAAGCCUUGAAUCGUUUAUAGAAAUCAAUUCCAAUAGAAACCAGAUUCAUUUUAAAGAUCAAUGAUUAAGAAAAGGAUAUCACCGAUGACUUAUCAAUUUUACUAAUAAGUACAGCUUCAAAGAUUAAAAUACUUCUCAAUUUUUAGAUUAAAAUUGUUAUCAUAUUUGAAACCCAAGAAGAGCAAAUUACUCUUGAUUAUAAUUGCUUUGAUAAUUUAUUUUGGUUAGAAAAGCAACUCAAAAAAACUCAUAAUAUAUCACCCUAUCAGUUAAAUUUCUUUCAUAAAUAAAAUAAACUGCAUAAAGAUAAACCCCUUAUUGAUUUACCCAUUGAAAAUGACAAUGUAAUUAAUUGUUAAAUAAUUGGGACUUAUUUAAUCAAAUAUGAGGUUGAAACAUCUAUAGAGAUCAAUAUAUAUGCAACAAUAGAUUAAGUAUAUCAAUAAGUGUAAUAAUGUUUCAAUCUGUAACAGGAAUUUCAACUCUAUUUUUAGGAAACAUUAUUAAAAAAAAAAACAUUGGAUAGAGACUUAUUAUUUUAUGAAACUUAAAUAAAACCUUAUUCUGAAAUUAAAUUGAAAAUAACUUCAAAAGUUGCUAUGUACAUUUACAUAGAUACCAUAAAGAAGUUCGAGUGUUAUCUGGUUUCUCAAGACUUGAAGUUAAAGGAUUUGAAAAAUUAUUUAAUAGAAUUAUGUUAAAUUGAUAAGCUUUGUUAGUAUUAAUUUGUUGUUGAAAAUUAGAUAUUAUUUGAUGAUUAAUUUAUUUCUCAUUUAUCAAAACAGUAAUUGAACAAUGUCAUUACCUUAAAAGCAGUAGAUGAAAGUAUAAAAUUCUAUAUUUGCGAAAAAGAUUUAGAUUGUUUUAAAAUAAUUGUAGAAAUGAAUUAAAAUACGCAAAUAUAGGAUUUAUAAAAUUUAAAAUAGUUGACGGGAUAAUAAUGUCAAUUUUAUUUUAAGAAUUAGCUUCUAAAAAAGGAGGAGACAUUCUAAUAAAUUAAUUUAAAAAAUAAAGAUAUUAUUUAUUAUGAAAUUCAAUCAACUUGA
Messenger RNA from Paramecium tetraurelia, 1149 nucleotides. RefSeq lists its product as uncharacterized. The record is from RefSeq and is a predicted model, not a curated record. NCBI's taxonomy places the organism in Eukaryota, Ciliophora, Oligohymenophorea, Peniculida, Parameciidae. The transcript has a single exon.